UCUUUGCGAUUGCGCACUGUGGUCCGUCGCUGAUGCAAGAAAUUUUACGCGGAGAUCUGAGGCUGGUCGAAGGAUAAGAAGUUCUGUGAUUUGUAUCGUUUUUUCAUUGUGCAAACAUGUCGGGAGACGAGAUGAUUUUUGAUCCUAACAUGACCAAGAAGAAAAAGAAGAAGAAGAAGCCUUUCAUGGUGGAUGAGGAAGGAGGAGAGGGCGCAGGAGGAGAAGAGGCGAAAGAGGGAGAAGCAAAGGAGGUCGAGCCAGAGGUUGAAGAGAAAGAAGUGGAUCUAGAAGAAGAUGAAAGCAGGAAGAAAGUUAAAUUUCUUUUAGAACCAUCGGAUGAUUUGAAUGACCUGAACUUUGCCAACCAGAAGAAAAAGAAGAAGAAACCUAAAAAAGUGUUCGAUGAUUUAGAAGAAGAAUUAAAGGAAUUAAAAAUUGAAGGCGAACAAACAAAGGCGCAAGAGGAGGACCUGGAUUUGGUUCUUCCAACAAAAAAGAAGAAGCCAAAGAAAAGUGACUUUGAUGAAGGAGGGAAAGAGUUGUUGGAAAACGAUGAAGCACUGGAAGAUGAUGAGAGCAAGAUCAGUGAUGGGAUUUCUUUCAGCUCCUCUACAGGACCUGCCUGGGCAGGCUCAGAAAGGGAUUACACCUACGAUGAGCUCCUAAAUAGAGUCUUCAACAUCAUGAGAGAAAAGAACCCGGACAUGGUGGCCGGAGAGAAGAGGAAGUUUGUGAUGAAGCCUCCUCAAGUGGUCCGAGUGGGAACCAAAAAAACCUCUUUUGUCAACUUCACAGACAUCUGCAAACUGUUGCAUCGUCAGCCUAAACAUCUCCUCGCUUUUCUGCUGGCUGAGCUGGGAACGAGCGGCUCCAUAGAUGGAAAUAAUCAGCUGGUGAUCAAAGGCAGAUUUCAACAGAAACAGAUUGAAAAUGUGUUAAGAAGAUACAUCAAGGAAUAUGUGACAUGUCACACCUGCCGCUCUCCAGAAACCAUCUUGCAGAAGGACACUCGUCUUUAUUUCCUGCAGUGCGAGACCUGCCACUCCCGCUGCUCCGUGGCUAGCAUCAAGGCCGGCUUCCAGGCUGUGACUAGCAAGAGGGCACAGCUCCGCGCCAAAGCCAACUGAAGGCCGUCUCUACUGGGCUCCCCGUCUUCUCUUGGCUUGUUUCUUUCUUUGAAGAAUUUCCGAAGCUGGGGUCGGCUGCCCCUCUUUGAUCUACUAAAAGGACUCUCUGAAUCAAACUGUGGGAGAGUUUGCCUUUAGUUGUCAUUGCUGGACCAGGUUUCGUGCGGAGAGGGAAUGUAUCUAAAACCAGUUUUGGUAAAGGCACCAUGUUUGUCACAUUCACUAAGAUUGAGUGCAGUUUGAUUUUUGUUUGGCUGACAGACUCAAAAGAAAAAAUACUUCUCAUUUGCUGUGAUUCUUGUUUUCUUGAAGAAAAGCCUGAAUACCCGUUUUGAAUCCUUUCAUUCUUCUCCCACUUCUUCACACAAUAGACACAUUUCAGAAAAGAAAUUUUUCCAGAGUAAGUCAAGUUAUGUUCACUUAUUUUAACAAUGACAAUGCUCUGUUACUUUGGUAAAUGAAAACAAGAUUUGAAAUAGUUUUUCAAAGUCUCCCAAGUUUCAGUUCAGUUGUUCCUGAAACAAUUAGUAGUCGUGUUCUACUGAGAGACUCAGAUUUACAGUUUUCCAGUGAAGUACACCACCUUACAAGACUUGGUCUGCAGAGGUGGAGACUUGAUGAAUAAAUGUGCAUGGGGAGGGAGGCUGUGUUCAGAAA
Messenger RNA from Oryzias latipes (Japanese medaka), 1784 nucleotides. RefSeq names its product eukaryotic translation initiation factor 2, subunit 2 beta (gene eif2s2). Lineage: Eukaryota; Metazoa; Chordata; Actinopteri; Beloniformes; Adrianichthyidae. Gene Ontology annotation, biological process: translational initiation; formation of translation preinitiation complex. Gene Ontology annotation, cellular component: eukaryotic translation initiation factor 2 complex. Gene Ontology annotation, molecular function: translation initiation factor binding; mRNA binding; translation initiation factor activity. The record is from RefSeq and is a predicted model, not a curated record.